AUGUUGGAAUCCAUAGGAUUUUCUUUUGCUACCUGGAAUUUUUUUGAAGCCGCUCACGGCAAAGGUGCUGCUGAUGGCAUAGGAGGUGUCAUCAAAAGAACUUUGGACAAGAAGGUAGCUUACCAUAUGGACAUAAAUGGCGCGAAAACGGCAUAUGACGCUUUAAAAAAUGAAACUGCAGUGAAGCUGUACCUAAUCGAAGAAGAAGAUAUUAAGGACAUUGAAAGGCAAAUAAGCCCAUAUGACUUAGUUGCUGUACCGCAAACAAUGCAGAUACAUCAGAUAACAAGUUCCUUUGGUAUAUCUGAAUUAUUUGUAAAACAAGAACUGUGUGUAAUCAGUUAUAGAAAAUUGAGCUGCUUUUGUCAUAGUGAAGGGUCUUCUUUCAUAAAGGGAUUUUGUGAUUGCUUUUCUUUAAAAGAACAUAGAUUGCUGAAAAAAAAGGUUCAACCAUGUCCGACAAGAAAAAGAAAAAUUAUUUAUUCGUCUGAUUCCGAGAACAACGAUUCUGAUAAUGAUGAAGUAAUCGUCAAAACUGGUUAUAACGCAAAAAAUCAUAAAUCGACUUAUUUUAAUACAGAUGCUAAUAAACCAAGCAAGUCCACAGUCACUAUACUUUCAAAUGUACGAGUAAACUAUAAGUUAUCCGACUUGCAAAAAAUGACAAAAUUAGCCCAAUCUUACAAUGUAUCCUCAUUUGAUUUAAAAAAAGAGUUUAGUGAGAUGUUUGAUGAUAGUGACGAUGAAGCUAUUUUU
This is a messenger RNA of Brenthis ino (lesser marbled fritillary), 756 nucleotides long. Lineage: Eukaryota; Metazoa; Arthropoda; Insecta; Lepidoptera; Nymphalidae. The record is from the annotation of a GenBank genome assembly.